ACUGCAGCUUGCUGUGCUAUCUACAUUUGGGCAAAGGGAAGACGAAAAGGGCAACCAAACCCAUUUUAACCCAUUACUGUUGGAUUCUCUAAAACUUGAACUUUGCAAUUGACCUGAAACUGGUUGUUGCAGCUCAGUUUUGCGCAUACCUGGUUAACCUCCGACGGCUGCUUCAGUGAGGAUGGAUAAAACCAGAGGUGAAAAUAAUAGGCCAGAGCCAGAAACACCGCCAGUUCUCAUUGUAGCACCUCUCAAUAGCAUUCCAUAUACUGGUCCACCAUUACAUGACAAUGUUUCUUCGACCAAAAAAGAGACUGAAGCAGAAACAAUAGGUCCAGCUAUAAUUUUUCUCCCUUCUCACUCAACUAGGAAUGAGUUGGAUGCUAUGAUGGCUACCACCCAAAGUGGUGUUGCAUUGACUGGUAGUGCAGCUAUGGGGAAUGUGGGACCGCUUCUAGGUUCAGUAGACAUUGCUGAAUCCUACGAUGCAUACUAUUUCCGUGUCUCCCUUCCUGGGGUAUCAAAGGAUGAAAAGUACUUCAGCUGUGACGUCGAACCUGAUGGGACUAUAUUAAUAAAGGGGAUAACCACAACUGGUGAGAAAAUUGUUUGCAAGCACUCUCAAGUAUUUCAGAUGCAAACACAAAACUUUUGCCCUACAGGACACUUCUCUGUCUCAUUCCAGCUACCAGGUCCUGUUAACCAUCCACAAUUUACCAGCCAUUUUGCUGAUGGAAUUCUUGAAGGUAUAGUGAAGAAAAGAUGAUUAAGGACUGUCUCAUGGGCACGUGUGUUGUUGAAAUGUAAGCUGAUAUGCUUCCCAACAAGUACUAUUCUAACCCUUUCAUUAUUUUUCCAAAUGAAGAAUAUUAGUACUGUUAAUCUCUACAUCAUGAUUUUGUAUGGAAACCAGGGGAUGAAUGAUAUGAGAUUGUUGUUGAAAUCUGUAACAUUCUUUUGUAAUCAGAAAAUAGUUAUUUAGACUUUAUCUUAUCUACGUUGUCAUUGGAUCUUGCUGCUAAAUGAAUAGUUGUUGUCAAU
Molecule: messenger RNA, 1041 nt
Organism: Rubroshorea leprosula
Lineage: Eukaryota; Viridiplantae; Streptophyta; Magnoliopsida; Malvales; Dipterocarpaceae
Source: the annotation of a GenBank genome assembly